AUGCCCGCCGCCAGAACCGAGGAAAAGGGCGAAUCUUCGACGGCUGCCUUGAAGGCGGCCCUGGCCUCGUCUUCAAACUCAUCUCCAAACUACGAACUGCCAUGGGUGGAAAAGUACCGCCCUGUCUUCCUGGACGAUGUGGUGGGCAACACGGAAACAAUUGAGAGGCUGAAGAUAAUAGCCAAGGAGGGCAAUAUGCCCCAUGUUAUCAUUUCAGGAAUGCCCGGCAUUGGAAAGACGACAAGUGUGCUGUGUCUGGCCAGACAGUUACUGGGAGAGUCGUAUAAGGAAGCUGUUCUGGAGCUGAAUGCAAGUGACGAGAGAGGGCGUCAAGGCAUCGACGUCGUACGCAAUCGAAUCAAGGGCUUCGCUCAAAAAAAAGUCACACUGCCGCCCGGCAGACACAAGCUCGUCAUUCUCGACGAAGCAGACAGCAUGACUUCGGGCGCGCAGCAGGCUCUUCGCCGAACCAUGGAGAUCUACUCCAACACGACGCGUUUCGCCUUUGCGUGCAACCAGUCCAACAAGAUUAUCGAGCCGCUGCAGUCGCGAUGCGCCAUCCUCCGAUACGCAAAGCUGUCGGACGCCCAGGUUGUCAAGAGAUUACUGCAAAUCAUUGAAGCCGAAAAGGUGGAAUACAGCGAUGACGGCCUUGCCGCUCUUGUUUUCAGCGCAGAAGGAGAUAUGCGGCAGGCCAUCAAUAAUCUGCAAUCAACCUUUGCCGGUUUCGGCUUCGUUUCUGGAGACAAUGUGUUCAAGGUCGUCGACUCGCCCCACCCCAUCAAGGUGCAGGCUAUGCUGAAGGCGUGCUACGAGGGCAACGUGGAUUCUGCGCUGGACACUUUGAAGGAGCUCUGGGACCUGGGCUACUCCAGUCAUGAUAUCAUCAGCACCAUGUUCAAGGUCACCAAGACGAUUCCAACGCUGAGUGAGCAUUCAAAGCUGGAGUUUAUCAAGGAGAUUGGCUUCACCCACAUGAAAAUUUUGGAAGGCGUCCAAACGUUGCUGCAACUGAGUGGCUGCGUUGCGCGGCUGUGCAAGAUCAACAUGGAUCCCAAGAGAUUCCAAGUAACUGCAAAAUAG
This is a messenger RNA of Metarhizium album ARSEF 1941, 1083 nucleotides long. Its product is annotated as replication factor C subunit 4. The record is from RefSeq and is a predicted model, not a curated record. The transcript has 3 exons. Gene Ontology annotation, biological process: DNA-templated DNA replication; DNA repair. Gene Ontology annotation, molecular function: ATP hydrolysis activity; DNA binding; ATP binding. Bases 1 to 1083 code for a protein of 360 amino acids. NCBI's taxonomy places the organism in Eukaryota, Fungi, Ascomycota, Sordariomycetes, Hypocreales, Clavicipitaceae. Gene Ontology annotation, cellular component: Rad17 RFC-like complex; Elg1 RFC-like complex; nucleus.